CAGGGGUGGACUGACAACUCAUGGGCCCCCCGGGCAAUAGGGGAUCAUGGGGCCCCUGUGUCCUCGCCCACACUCAAAAAAGCCUAUGAAAAAGGUACCAGGGGCAUCUCAUGGGGCCCCCUACUGACCCUGGGCCCUCGGGCGGUGCCCGAGUUUCCAAAUGGUCAGUCCACCCCUGGUCAGAUACUGUGCAUGUGAGCACAAUCAGAACUGAACAAGCUGCUACCAAGAGUUCCAAGAGACUGCAACUUACUUGUUGCUGGUGGAAACACAUUCCCUUCAACACAGUUUCAUCUUUUUUAUUUUAUUUUUUUUUU
Staurois parvus is the source of this 317-nucleotide messenger RNA. The record is from the annotation of a GenBank genome assembly. Lineage: Eukaryota; Metazoa; Chordata; Amphibia; Anura; Ranidae.